UUGUUUCUGUUUCUGUAGCUGAUAAUUGAGGAACAUCUUAUGAAGGAAUGCCGAAUAGUUCAGAAAGAGAGUCAUGAUAAAGUAUUCAUUACGACAGUUUAUGGAAAUAUUUCUACACAAAAGGCUCAACUAACGACGUAGGGCUUGGACUAUCCUCGGAGUUGUCAUGGCACCGCCAAAAAAGAGGGCAUUACCCAAGCCCCUGCCAGAGGGCUUCAUACUGACCGACACAGAGAAGAAGCAAUGGAGGCUGGGGAAAAUCAUUGGUCAAGGUGGCUGUGGGCUGAUCUAUCUAGCCUCCAAUGAUGUGGCCAGACCUGUCUCAGCAGACACUGACUUCGUCAUAAAAUUGGAGUACCAUGAGAAUGGCCCCCUGUUCUCCGAGCUCAAGUUCUACCAGAGGGCAGCCAAACCGGAGAGCAUGCAAAAAUGGAAGAGGAGCAGGAAACUGGACUUCCUGGGCAUCCCAACGUACUGGGGAUCAGGACUGGCUGAAUAUAAUGAAGUCAGGUAUCGUUUCAUGACCAUGGACAGACUGGGCAGUGACCUUCAGAAAGUCUGCGAGCGCAACAAAGGUCGACUGAAGAAGGCUACCGUUCUCCAGCUUGGUCAAGAACUGGUGGAUGUACUGGAAUAUAUUCAUGAGAACGAGUAUGUCCAUGCAGACAUUAAAGCUGCCAACCUCAUGUUGGGUUUCAGAGACCCUGAACAGGUCUACCUAGCAGACUAUGGACUGUCCUACAGAUACUGUCCCGAUGGAGUCCACAAAGAAUACAAGGAAAACCCCAAGAAGGGCCACAAUGGAACCAUCGAGUACACCAGCACUGAUGCUCACAAAGGACUUGCUCCAUCUAGACGUGGUGACCUUCAGAUUUUGGGUUUUUGUCUUCUUCACUGGUUAUGUGGGUCUCUGCCUUGGGACAGAGUUCUCAAGAACCCAACUCAGGUCCAGGAGGCCAAGGCCAGACUGAUGGAUAAUCUGCCAGGCUCAGUCCAGCAGCUGUCAGUAAGCGGAGCCAGCACAGAUGAGGUGGCCGCAUUCCUCAGUUAUGUAAAAACUCUAGACUACCAAGAAAAGCCAAACUACCAGCGUCUCAAACAGCUGUUGGCCACUGUUGUCACAGGAAGACUUGACCUCUCCAUACCACAAGGACCUGCAGGGGAGUCAACCACCAAGGCACAAGAUCCCCCCAACAGGGAAAAGACAGCAGGACGAGCCAGAGGGUGCUCCAAAGCCAAGGCUGUGGUCACAGAGGUGGAUGAUGAUGAUGAUGAUGAUGAUGAUGAUGAUGAUGAUGAACAAGAAGAGAAGAUGAAGUCUAAACCAGUGCCAGCUCGCUACAUAAGAGGACCGCCCCUCAGUCAACCUCAGGCACAGAAAGAAGAUGACAAAGUUUUGCCUGCUGCCAGAUCACUGAGGCCAAGGCGUGAACCUGUGACUUAUAACGAAGAUAGCAGUGAAACUGAGGAGGAAGACGGAGAGGAAGAAAUGGAGGUGGAAGGCAGAUCCAGACCCAUUCCUGCAUGCUACCUGAGAGGCCCUCCAGUAGGCCCCAGAGCUCAGUCUAAACAGAAAACUAAAUCCAAAUGGAGCGGCAGAAAAUCAGAUGACCCCAGCGUGACCCCAGAGAGACGGGAACGACGACUCCACUCACAAAGGAGAAAUCACAUAUUGACAAACUGUGAUGCCAAGGAGCAAGAAUACAUGGGCUACAGAGAGAGAUGGGAUGAAAGGCUGCUACCUCCCUGUGAGUCUGCCAACCAGGGGUGGACGGGUCGAAGGCUGGAGGACUGUGGCUCUCCUCCAAUUCACCAGAAUCACCUCUGGACUCGUCAGCCCCACAGAGUGCUUCACCACAGAACAUGUCACAGCCAUGGACACUGUUGCCACAGCGACCUCUGUUGCGAACACAGACACUGCUUUGGUGAUUGGGAAGGGUCUGCUGCCAGGGGUCCGGAACAGGAAGCUGCUCCCACACAGAAGAACGGACUCUUUUCCUGGUUUGUCUUUCUGGGCGUCUUCCUUUUCCUGGGUGCUGCUCUCGGUGUUUGCCAAAGUGCAUAUAAACCUUUAUGAACGAGGGACACUUUUAGGCUGAUGAUAGCGAUGCACUGAUAGUAAAACACCGAUGUUUAACAAUUAGGCCAGUUGCUGAUACUAGUGGGUUUUUUUUUUUGAUGUUGUUGUUGUUGUUGUUGAUAUUACGUAUUGAGUACCCUCAAAUUUUUGCAGGCUUCUUUUGGGAUUGUUACAGCCUGAAAUUGCAAAGUUGCACAGAAUUCAGGGGGUCUGGCUGAAUUUGUGUUCGCUAUAUCCUGGAGGGACUGUUUAUCUCCUCCUCUUUGUGCCAGGGAAACAAAGCAAUCUUCAUUAAAAAAAGGUCUUGAACUUA
Molecule: messenger RNA, 2393 nt
Organism: Epinephelus moara (kelp grouper)
Lineage: Eukaryota; Metazoa; Chordata; Actinopteri; Perciformes; Serranidae
Product: serine/threonine-protein kinase VRK1-like
Exons: 14
Coding region: 167-2077 (636 amino acids)
Biological process (GO): peptidyl-serine phosphorylation; signal transduction
Cellular component (GO): nucleus; cytoplasm
Molecular function (GO): protein serine/threonine kinase activity; ATP binding
Source: RefSeq, a predicted model, not a curated record